Molecule: messenger RNA, 1240 nt
Organism: Sorghum bicolor (sorghum)
Lineage: Eukaryota; Viridiplantae; Streptophyta; Magnoliopsida; Poales; Poaceae
Product: MADS-box transcription factor 30
Exons: 5
Coding region: 68-787 (239 amino acids)
Biological process (GO): positive regulation of transcription by RNA polymerase II
Cellular component (GO): nucleus
Molecular function (GO): RNA polymerase II cis-regulatory region sequence-specific DNA binding; protein dimerization activity; DNA-binding transcription factor activity, RNA polymerase II-specific
Source: RefSeq, a predicted model, not a curated record
UCGUUUGUUCUGCCGGGCAGGGGCAGGGGCAGGGUUUUGAGGCUCAUCAGGCGGCGGCGCAAGCGCAAUGGGGCGUGGGAAGGUGGAGAUGAAGAGGAUCGAGAACAAGGUGAGCCGGCAGGUGACCUUCUCCAAGCGCCGCAAGGGGCUGCUGAAGAAAGCCGAGGAGCUCGCCGUGCUCUGCGACGUGGACGUCGGCGUCAUCGGCUUCUCCGAACGCGGCAAGCUGUUCGACUACUCCUCGCCGGCCAGCUUGGAUGAUCUGAUUCACCGGUACGAGGCGGCCACCAACACGCAACUCUACCAUCAGGAGCUGCACUACACUGAUCAUCAGGAGCAGCAGCAGCAGAUGGCCGCAAAGAUCAGCAAGCUGCAGCAUGAGUAUCAACAGCUUGAGGCCAGCUUGAAGACGUACACGGGAGAAGACCUGUCGUCUCUGACUUCGGUGGCCGAACUCGGCGAGCUCGAGCAGCAGCUCGAGUCGGCUGUCGGUAAAGUACGUGCAAGAAAGGAUGAGCUGUUCAUCAACCUGACUGAGGAGCUUCAGGUCAAGAUCAACGAGAACGGGCGCCACGACGACGACGCAGCUGCAACGGCGGGCGUGGAGGCGGAGGAGACGACGAUGGCGGAGCCGCUGCUGCCACUGCCACAGUCGCCGUCGUUCGCGUACCUCCUGGCUGUGGAGGAGAAGUCGGCGGCGAGCACAAUGCUGCGUCUGUGGCCGCCGACGGACGAGGACGCCGAUGACGGUGGGAGUUCCAGUCGACGCGGUCUGCAGCUGUGGUAACAAAAACGCGUACGCAUGGAAGGCAAGUUAGACUGGUUGCCCGGCCGUGGACGGACGUGUCGAUCAGCUGGGUGGACACCAGGACAUGACAUAAGAGAUUUACUUAAUUUGCUAAAGUAGCUAGCUUAAAACAAACAAGUUAGUUUAAGAAAGGAAAUUUCAUGAUUAAGUAGUACUAAUAGGUCAUCUAAUUAAUGCUCAAGUGGCCAUACUUUUUUAUGCCUUGGUCACAUCUAGUGGCAUUUGGGAUUUUGGGUCGAGUUGUUUAAGUGACGAAGGAUAUAAAUAAAUAAAGACCAUAACAUAGCGAGGAUAAAUCUAAGUUUUAGUACCUUUACUAAUGUUUUAUUGUUUGAUAAAGUACCUUUACUAAUGUUGAUUUGAACAAAAGAUAGGAAUGACUUUGAAAUUUGGACUUCUCAGUUGUUCCAUUUCUGAGAUGGACACAUGUCA